Messenger RNA from Trypanosoma rangeli, 1776 nucleotides. RefSeq names its product putative ribonuclease. Gene Ontology annotation, cellular component: cytoplasm. The record is from RefSeq and is a predicted model, not a curated record. Gene Ontology annotation, molecular function: 3'-5'-RNA exonuclease activity; RNA binding. NCBI's taxonomy places the organism in Eukaryota, Euglenozoa, Kinetoplastea, Trypanosomatida, Trypanosomatidae. The transcript has a single exon. Bases 1 to 1776 code for a protein of 591 amino acids.
AUGCAGGUCACUCGGGACACAUUCCCUGUCAUCUUUCCCAAGUUUGUGGAGCUCCUGAAGACGUGUGACUUUUACGCGUUUGAUGAGGAGAUGACGGGCAUCAACACGGCGGAGCUGCCAGAGACAAUCACAGACACACCUGAAGAGAGUUAUCGUGCCAAGCGCACCGUUGCCAGUCGUUACAAUAUUAUUCAGGUUGGAAUAUGCUUGUUUCACAGAGACGCCACAGCGGCCGGCUCCACUCCGGCGCAGUAUGUUGCUCGGCCCUUCAACUUUCUCCUCUUCCCUCACCACGCCGAUGACUUUACAGCGGAUGAACGGUCCAGAGACGUGGUGCUAAGCCCCUCCUCUCUGGCGUUUCUCCGCCGACAUGACAUGAACUUUCAGUCGUGGGUGUACCAAGGCAUGGCGUACUGUGACGCACGGCAGGAGGAGGCCCUGCGCAACAGAUACGCGGAAAAGUACCAGGAGAUGGACCGAACCCGCGGCGCCGAGAAGCAGGAGACGCAGGAAAUAAAUAUUUUGACGGAAGACGAGCGGAAGUGGUACAAUAACGCCGUAGCGCAGGCGCAGAGCUUUGCUGAACGGGUUCAAGCGGCGCUGGAACGUGCAAAGGGGAAGAAUGGCGGGCAGACGGCGGUUACGGCAGAGGUGGCCGCCUCCGUGGACCUCAUUCAGUCCGGUGGACGGGACGUUUUACUUCCGCCUCAACGAGGCAAGAGUGCCCGCGAGGCGCUUGAGCGGUAUAUAGCUCAGCACUGUCACAGUCUUUCCAUCACCUUUCGACGCCAGGGCGCGGUGCACAUUGGUGUGCUACGGGCGGUCUUUCCGGAGCAGCGCAGACGACUGCUUGAGAAAGAGCAAUCCUUCCGGGAACGAGAUCUGAUGAACAUGCUGGGGUUUCGUUUGGUGUUCAAGGCUCUUGUGUCGAGUAAAAAGCCCUGUGUCGGUCACAACUGCUUUGCUGACCUCCUCUUUUUGGUUGCUAGUUUGGAUGGCCCGUUACCAGAUACCCUGCCCGAGUUUAAGCUCCGCAUGCAGGAGUUAUUCCCUACUGUGUUUGACACGAGGUACGUUGCAACCCGUCAGGCGUUUUUCCCAGUGGGACGAUUUGGGGAUCGAUACUUGAGUGGCUUUUUUGGCGAGUACGGCUUUCGCUCCGCGCACGUGCAGGUGACACUUCCAUUGGGGUUUGAAUCCUACGACCCGCUCGCUGUCGGGGGCAAUGAACGCCGCCACAGUUCUGCCAGUGGUGACGGUGGUGGGCCGACGCAUGAGGCUGGGUACGAUGCUCUGCUAACAGGGACGCUGCUGCUCAACCUUCUUGCAGAGAUGGGGGGUUAUGACGUGGCGACGGCUCCCGAGUGUGUCGUGAAUCGCGUGGCCAUUUUCCGCUCCCUUUUUGCUCUCCAGCUGGAGAACCCCAGCGUCGAUGAGUAUCUUCCCGAGAGUGGAGUGCUGGACCUGCGACACGAGAAGGGCGUGAAGACCUAUCACAUUGAAUCCUGUUUUACCGCCUUGUCGUUGCAAGACGUCGAGCUUUACUCAGUUGAUGGGACACGGACGUUGGCCGUUCUUCCCUUCACCUGGUCUAAACUGGGGCCGCAUGAGCAGCGGAAUCCGGGAUGGCUUUCUACGCACAUGACUUCACGCUUUCCGCAGAUUUUUGAGGCUGCCGUGUAUCAACCCACCGCCACCUCCGUAAGCACCAAGGGUGCGUUUUACACGACUCCACGCGCGCUCAUGCGUGUUUGUCUUCACUCCGCUUUGAGGUGA